This is a messenger RNA of Rhineura floridana, 744 nucleotides long. Its product is annotated as olfactory receptor 13G1-like. Gene Ontology annotation, molecular function: G protein-coupled receptor activity; olfactory receptor activity. The record is from RefSeq and is a predicted model, not a curated record. Gene Ontology annotation, cellular component: membrane. The transcript has a single exon. NCBI's taxonomy places the organism in Eukaryota, Metazoa, Chordata, Lepidosauria, Squamata, Rhineuridae. Gene Ontology annotation, biological process: G protein-coupled receptor signaling pathway. The coding region runs from base 1 to 744 and encodes 247 amino acids.
AUGGAAAAGAACAACCACAGUGUUACUUCUGAUGUGAAAUUCACUCUGGUGGGUAUAUCCAGUGCACCUGGGCAACAGAUUUUCAUCUUUUGGGCAUUCACCUUCAUCUAUGCAGCAGCUUUGGCAGGCAACUUUCUACUAAUCUUUGCCAUUGGCACUUGUCGCAAACUCCACAUGCCAAUGUACUUCCUUCUGGUCAACCUAUCUGUAGUGAACAUGUGCUCUGUUUCAGUUACAGUCCCCAAAAUGCUACAGAACAUUUUGGACAAAAAAAGGACCAUCUCAUUUUCUGGCUGCAUUGCUCAAGUGUUUCUUUUUGUAUGGGCUUUGGGGACAGAGAUCCUGUUACUAACAUUUAUGGCUUUUGACCGGUAUGCUGCCAUCUGCCACCCAUUGCAUUACAGGGUAAUCAUGAAGAAAGAAGUGUGCAUUGGCAUGGCGGCCAGUGUAUGGGUUGUGGGCAUGAUCAACUCUGCAGUUCAUGCUGGUCUUUUGCUGAAGUUGUCCUUCUGUGUUUCUGAAGUCAUCAACCAUUUCUUCUGCGACCUGCCUCCACUGUGGAAGCUCUCUUGCUCUGACAUCAGUCUUAAUGAAACCAUGGCUUUUGCAGCUGAUGUUACCUUCACAAUGAGUAGCUGUGCUCUCACUCUAAUAACAUAUUUACUUAUUUUAAGAACAAUACUUAAAAUCCAGUCUGUCAGAGGGAGGAAGCAUUCUCUACAAGUUCCUCCCAUCUCUUGGUAG